AUGGUCCACCUUCAGCGGUCGGUUGCGGAGCUAAAGCAUGCGUGGCUGGGUGACCCGGGUGACAGACAGCAGGCCGUGUCUGCUUGGUCUCCUGCUCCCGGGAGGUCUCUGUCGCAGAAGUCAGCGGAAGCAGUGUGCGCGGCCUGGUCGGAGGAAGAGGUGAAAGCUGCUUUCCGUUCGAUGGCGAAGAACAAGGCUCCCCGGAAAGAUGGGUUGCCGAAGGAGCUGUUCGAGUUCCACUGGGAUAUCUUGGGCAAACAUUUCAUGAAGCUGGUCGACAGUUUCGCGGCUACGGCGACGCUGCCGACGAGUACAAAGGACGCUGUUACCAUCCUGCUGCACAAAAAAGGGGGGAGGGAUCAGCUUGAGAACUAUAGACCCAUCACUCUUCUGAGCUUCACCUACAAAGUGAUCGCGAGGGUGGUGGCAGACAGGAUGAAAAGGGUGUUGCAUGAAGUCAUCUCUCCGGAGCAGUACGGUUUCUUGCCUGGCAGAAGGCUGUCGGACGUGGUGGGCUUGGUUGCGGAUGUUAUCGAGGCCGCGAAGAACAAGGACCUUGACUUGUAUCUUCUGCUGGUCAACUUUAAGAAAGCUUUCGACUCGGUCUCGAGGAACUUCCUGUUCACGGUGCUCGAGCGGAUGGGUUUUCCCAGCCGUCUCGUGGACUGGGUUAGGGGCCUGCACAAGGAUACAUGGACCAGUCUGUUAAUCAACGGCUGGAUGGGGGAAGCGGUUGACGUGAUGUCUGGGGUGCGGCAGGGAUGUCCGCUUGCACCCUACCUAUUCCUGUGCGCGGUGGAACCGUUGGCACAGCAGGCGGCUGCUAAAAAACUUGGUCUUGAAAAGGGGGAGCAGUGGCUGGCGUAUCUGGGGUAUGCUGACGACACGACUUUAGUCCUGCAAGGAGAAGAACAGAUUGCGGAAGCAGAGCGGCUGUUAGCAGACUUCGAGGCAGAGGUUGAUGGCGGUGUGGGGGUGAGGGACCCGAAAAUAGAGCUCAUUUGUCUCGCAGCCAGGCGCAUUGGACUGUUGCUCACCGAGACGAGUGAACUGAAGGGGGACAUUAUGCUCGCAGCGGCGGACCUGCCGCUGGGGACGGACACCUUCAUCGCUCACGUGAAGCUUCUGAAGUGCUGGCGUGGGAAAAGCGAGAGAUGGAAGCUGGCCUGCGGGAGCUUUAUGCAGACACCAGUGGGAGGUCAGAAGGCUGCGGCGAAGCUGUGGGAGCUCCGGCUGGAAAUCGGCACUGUUCAAGGAUGGGCAGGUGGCGUCGUUGAAAGAGCUGAAGGGAUGUUGGAAGGGGCAGAAGCGUCAAUCCACUAA
Closterium sp. Yama58-4 is the source of this 1323-nucleotide messenger RNA. The record is from the annotation of a GenBank genome assembly. NCBI's taxonomy places the organism in Eukaryota, Viridiplantae, Streptophyta, Zygnematophyceae, Desmidiales, Closteriaceae.